Molecule: messenger RNA, 1344 nt
Organism: Lachancea mirantina
Lineage: Eukaryota; Fungi; Ascomycota; Saccharomycetes; Saccharomycetales; Saccharomycetaceae
Source: the annotation of a GenBank genome assembly
AUGAGAGAAGUCAUUAGUGUUAAUGUCGGUCAGGCAGGUUGUCAGAUAGGAAACGCUUGCUGGGAGCUGUACUCGCUCGAGCACGGAAUUAGACCUGACGGCUACCUUCAGGAAGGUCUUUCAAAGCCCAAAGGUGGAGAAGAGGGCUUUUCGACCUUUUUCAACGAGACUGGAUCCGGGAAAUUCGUGCCACGCGCUGUGUAUGUGGACUUGGAGCCUAAUGUCAUUGACGAGGUGCGUAACGGUCCUUACAGGGAGCUGUUUCACCCAGAACAGCUUAUAAGUGGCAAAGAAGAUGCGGCAAACAACUAUGCACGUGGUCACUACACGGUUGGUAGGGAGCUUUUGGAUGAUAUCCUUGACAGAAUCCGUAAGAUCUCCGACCAAUGUGACGGUCUACAAGGUUUUCUGUUCACGCACUCCCUUGGUGGUGGUACUGGUUCGGGUCUUGGGUCCCUUCUACUUGAACAACUUUCCAUUGACUACGGUAAAAAAUCGAAGCUAGAGUUUGCCGUUUACCCAGCUCCUCAAGUGUCUACUUCGGUCGUAGAACCUUACAAUACCGUUUUGACCACACAUACAACUUUGGAACACGCGGACUGUACCUUCAUGGUCGACAAUGAGGCUAUUUACGAGAUGUGCAAAAAAAACCUUGAUAUUUCCAGGCCAAGUUUGGCCAAUUUGAACAAUUUGAUUGCGCAAGUUGUUUCCUCUGUCACGGCUUCUUUGAGAUUCGAUGGUUCCCUAAACGUGGAUUUGAAUGAGUUCCAGACCAAUUUGGUCCCAUACCCUAGAAUUCAUUUCCCAUUGGUAUCUUACGCGCCAAUCAUAUCGAAAAGUAAAGCAAAUCACGAGUCCAACUCGGUCUCCGAAAUAACAAACGCCUGUUUCGAGCCCGGUAACCAGAUGGUCAAAUGCGACCCAAGAACAGGUAAGUACAUGGCCACCUGUUUGCUAUACAGAGGUGACGUUGUGACCAGAGAUGUCCAAAACGCAGUCGCUCAAGUGAAAAACAAGAGAACAGUGCAACUCGUUGACUGGUGUCCUACAGGAUUUAAGAUUGGUAUUUGCUACGAACCACCUACUGCCACACCUCAAUCGCAGCUCUCUUCGGUCAACAGAGCGGUAUGCAUGCUAUCUAACACUACCGCAAUUGCUGACGCCUGGAAGCGUAUUGACAGAAAAUUCGAUCUCAUGUACGCCAAACGUGCGUUCGUUCAUUGGUACGUGGGCGAAGGUAUGGAAGAGGGUGAAUUUACCGAAGCCAGAGAGGAUCUCGCCGCUCUAGAAAGGGACUACAUCGAAGUAGGCGCGGAUUCCUAUGCUGACGAGGAGGAGUACUGA